AUGAAAUAUCAACAUCAUCGAUCCAAGAGCCUAACAUGUUUACACUGCAUUGAACGGUUUCAAAGAAUGCCAGAAGGGGUCAGGAUACGCUAUACUAGACUCAACCAAGUGUGCCGGAAGGCCCUACAACAAUCGGUGACUAAAGUUCAAAGUUGGGACAAGCUGGCUUCUUGUUUUCCAACCUACACAGCUACAGAUGCUGGAGCGAGAAAUCUCAGUACAUGUCAAAAACAAGUGGUAGAAUUCUGGAUGGAGCUUUCCAAAAGAGAGUUCGAUGAGAUCUUCAGGGAGAGGGACAUCGAAAACAAACUGAACGAUCUGGACGACUUGAUUUCUAGUGCCAAAACGGUUCAAGAGGGCUUACAUGAAAAACAUCUCGAUCUGCCCUGUAUCGACGAAUUGACACCACAGCAGCUCAUGGAUGGAAACAUACAUGACUCACGAACAAAAUUUCUCGAGCAAUUGGAUAGCAGAGUUGCAAAAGUGUCCAGCCUGAACGAUCAUCUGGAGCAAGAUCUGCUAGACAUAAAAGCUAGCUUAGAAGAAGAGCAUAAAGAGCUAGAGGAUAUUUUGAGUAGAAAUAUGGGCCAUGAUCUGAAGAAGUCGGAGGAUAUGCUGCAGGAAGGUCUGCGUGACAUGCUCAUAGAGCUGCGAGAACAUCAAAGCUUGACAUAG
This is a messenger RNA of Lachancea sp. 'fantastica', 675 nucleotides long. NCBI's taxonomy places the organism in Eukaryota, Fungi, Ascomycota, Saccharomycetes, Saccharomycetales, Saccharomycetaceae. The record is from the annotation of a GenBank genome assembly.